GACUAGUAAUAAACGCGCAGCGCAGAAACACAUGCGUAAACAAGGCUGCGUUUAUGCUUUUUUGGCUGUGGGUUCGGUUUCUGUAGAUACAUUUAUAGUCUUUAUUCCAUAUUAACGUCACUAAACAGCGUUUUAGCGCUAAAUUGAGCCAAAAUGGCGUCAACGGCGGUUCAGAGUGACAGUGACGACGGGAUGGACGAAUUCAUGGACAAAUUCAAGACGCAGAGAUAUAAAAAGGGCUUCAAUGAAGACACCUGGGAGGAGGAGUUCGAUAAAAUACCCAUGUUUAUGAAAGAAGCCCCUGAAAACAUCAACCCACGAGAAUACCCAGACCUAGCAUGUCUCCAGUCCAUGAUCCACGAUGAAGACCGACCUCCAGAAGAACAAGCAAAAAGCCUGAAAAAUGAAGGAAAUGCUUAUUUUAAGGAGAGGAGCUACAAACAGGCAGUCGUGUCUUACACAGCAGCGUUGAAGGUGAAAUGUGGGGAUGAGGAGCUCAGGGCUGUAAUUCUCACGAACCGAGCCGCUUCACACUUCCAUCUGGGUAACAUGCGCUCUGCACUGAAUGAUGCUGUAGCUGCAAAAAAGAUCAAACCAGACCACCUCAAAGCUUUGAUCAGAGGAGCUCAGUGCUGCAUAGAGCUGCGUAACUUUGCAGAGGCUGUCCAGUGGUGCGAUGAGGGAUUAAAGGUCCACCCCACUGACAAAAAGCUGCAGGAGCUGAGAGCAGCAGCAGAGAAACACAAAAGAACAGCAGAGAGAGAUGCCAGAAAAGCCAAGGCCAAAGAAAAGAAGUUACAUGGUGAGAAAGAAGCUCUUCUCGUUGCUAUAAAGGACCGAGGUAUAAAACUUCUGCCGCCUGCAGGGACACGUGUGCAUGGUUCAAACAGUGAUGAUGAGGAUGCUGGCUCUCCUGCAGCCAUCGCCCAGCUGAGUCUGGAUGGCCUGAGCUCCCAGGAGGUCACAGGGGCUCAGGUUUUCCUAGACCAGCAGGGCCUGCUGCAUUGGCCUGUUCUCUUUCUCUACCCUGAACAUCAGCAGACUGAUUUUAUCUCGGCCUUCUGCGAGAACACCUGUUUUAGAGACCACCUGACCGUCAUGUUUGGAGAAGAGCUUCCACCUUGGGACACAGACAGAAAAUACCACCCCCAGAAUCUGCAGCUCUACUUUGAGGAUGAGGUGAAACAGACUCUCUACCAAGUAGAUCCAGAUGCGUCCCUCUUGAGAGUCCUGCAGCAUAAAAGGUUUUUUGUCAAGGCGGGCACGCCCAGCUUCAUUGUUCUGGUGAAAGGCUCUUCGUUCUGGAAAACGUUUUUGUCAGAGAAGAAAAUACACAUUAGCUGAAAACACAAUUAAGUAUUUUUAAUGUCAAUAAAAUAAGAAAUCUGAACUCUAUGCUAUCUGCUCAGAUAUCAGAUGCUCUGGUGUGUUAAUAGACCAAUCAGGGAGUAUUGAUUAGAUACAAACCGGUGUGAUCUCAAACAAAAGCAAAAUAAAACUCAUUUAGAGUUUUAAAAGGGAACUUUUUUAUUCUGCUGAACAUUCAUGAUUAUGGGCAUGAUUUAAAUUAAUAACCCUUUUUCUUUAAAACCCUGAAGUACCCGACAAGAAAAGGACACCUGGCGAUACAUCUGUUAUGUUUCAGCCAAUUAAAACAUUUUCAAUAUGAA
Nothobranchius furzeri (turquoise killifish) is the source of this 1670-nucleotide messenger RNA. RefSeq names its product tetratricopeptide repeat domain 4 (gene ttc4). Gene Ontology annotation, molecular function: Hsp90 protein binding; Hsp70 protein binding. Gene Ontology annotation, cellular component: cytosol; nucleus. The record is from RefSeq and is a predicted model, not a curated record. Lineage: Eukaryota; Metazoa; Chordata; Actinopteri; Cyprinodontiformes; Nothobranchiidae. Gene Ontology annotation, biological process: protein folding.